Pistacia vera is the source of this 1626-nucleotide messenger RNA. RefSeq names its product glycerol-3-phosphate dehydrogenase [NAD(+)] 2, chloroplastic. NCBI's taxonomy places the organism in Eukaryota, Viridiplantae, Streptophyta, Magnoliopsida, Sapindales, Anacardiaceae. Gene Ontology annotation, molecular function: glycerol-3-phosphate dehydrogenase [NAD(P)+] activity; NAD binding. The record is from RefSeq and is a predicted model, not a curated record. Gene Ontology annotation, biological process: glycerol-3-phosphate catabolic process; carbohydrate metabolic process. The transcript has 9 exons. Gene Ontology annotation, cellular component: cytosol; glycerol-3-phosphate dehydrogenase (FAD) complex. Bases 29 to 1387 code for a protein of 452 amino acids.
ACAGUGAAACUCAAUCUCUCUGCAACAAAUGGCAACAUUUUUAGAGCCACAGUUGUUGUUGAAGUUGAACCUCAACCCAAUCUUCACUUUAAAAACCUCUUACCCACAAACCCCACUUCACAUUCACAAUCUCAAACUCCCCAAGUCACUCUCCAACAAUUCAACACUUGUUUUAACUCUCAACUCCAUAACUACUGCCACUUCUUGUUUUGCUGCUGAUCACUCUCCUUCCCUUCCUGGUGAUUCUGACUCAAACCCAGUUGCUCUUACUGCCCCUGAAAGGACACGUGACCGUCGUAAAGUUGUUAGAGUUGCGUGGGAAAAAUUAGUCAGAUGGUCUCGCUCUUGGCGCUCCAAAGCCAAAACUGACAUCCUUGAACGCACUAACAAGGUGGUGGUGCUUGGAGGAGGGUCUUUUGGUACAGCAAUGGCAGCUCAUGUUGCCAAUAGAAAGGCUCAAUUGGAGGUUUACAUGCUUGUGCGUGAUCCUAUUGUUUGUCAAUCUAUCAAUGAGAAGCACUGUAAUUUUCGGUACUUCCCAGAACACAAACUACCGGAAAAUGUGAUUGCAACAACUGAUGCCAAAACUGCUUUACUUGGCUCUGACUAUUGCCUUCAUGCAGUGCCUGUACAGUUCAGUUCAUCUUUUCUGGAGGGCAUCGCAGAUUAUGUUGAUCCAGGCUUACCUUUCAUAUCCCUCAGCAAAGGCUUAGAGCUAAACACAUUGAGGAUGAUGUCUCAGAUUAUUCCCCAGGCAUUGAGGAAUCCUCGCCAACCUUUUAUUGCGUUAUCAGGUCCUUCAUUUGCUCUGGAAUUGAUGAAUAAAUUACCAACAGCAAUGGUGGUAGCAUCAAAAGACAAAAAAUUGGCAAAUUCCGCUCAGCAACUACUUGCUUCUAAUCAAUUAAGAAUCAGCACUUCAAGUGAUGUUACAGGGGUGGAAAUUGCAGGUGCUCUAAAGAAUGUGCUCGCGAUAGCAGCAGGGAUUGUGGAAGGGAUGAAUCUUGGCAAUAAUUCUAUGGCAGCUCUUGUUGCUCAAGGUUGCUCUGAGAUACGAUGGCUGGCAACAAAGAUGGGUGCUAAGCCAACAACAAUUACUGGUCUAUCAGGGACCGGAGACAUCAUGCUUACAUGUUUUGUAAAUCUUUCAAGAAACAAAACAGUUGGCGUCCGUCUUGGAUCAGGACAGAAGCUUGAUGAUAUACUAAAUUCGAUGAAUCAGGUAGCUGAAGGUGUAUCAACAGCUGGGGCUGUGAUUGCACUGGCACAAAAGUAUAAGGUCAAGAUGCCAGUUUUGACAGCAGUUGCUCGGAUCAUAGAUAAUGAACUAACCCCGACAAAAGCUGUCUGUGAAUUAAUGAAUCUCCCUCAGGUUGAAGAAGUGUGAAACCUGGGGCCUCUGUCUAUAGACAUUCCAUUGCUCCCGGAGCGAAAGCAUUAUAGUUUACCAAUUUCAACUGAAGUAUAGCAAAUGAUGUGAAGAAGAAAAUUUUGACACAUUCUAUUAUUACACAGCAUUUUUCACUUGCUUAGAAAGGGAGAUUUACUCCAAAAUUUGUCCAUGGAAUUAUUUUACUAGUAAGGCUAUGCUAAAGAUGUUAACUCUUCAUUGAAAACUUUCUUAUU